Molecule: messenger RNA, 2829 nt
Organism: Pezoporus flaviventris
Lineage: Eukaryota; Metazoa; Chordata; Aves; Psittaciformes; Psittacidae
Gene: WNT2
Product: Wnt family member 2
Exons: 6
Coding region: 1395-2471 (358 amino acids)
Biological process (GO): canonical Wnt signaling pathway; multicellular organism development; cell fate commitment
Cellular component (GO): extracellular region
Molecular function (GO): frizzled binding; cytokine activity
Source: RefSeq, a predicted model, not a curated record
GACAGCAAUAAAGUUGGGAUGCAGAUGUGGUAAAUGACUCUUCUGGAGAGAAGGGAACAACAUUCAUGAGCCGCUGGUGUGGUUGCCACAGGUGAAAGAGCUACUGUUAAUAUAGAAGGGUAUCAGAAAAAAACAAAUGGGUCAGUUUUUUCACUGCAAGCCUGAGAAGGCUGGUAGCAAAGAUGACUGUAGCCUCUGCUCAGAGGGAGCUAAAACACUGCUGGAAUUCGCUGUCCUCUCCCCGGUGUUCCUCUUUCUCUCCUCUGCUAAAUGAUCCAAGGUCUCUCUCAUAAGCUUCAGAAGCUGAAGAUGGCCAACAGCUGAAAAUCAGAGUGUGCUUUUGUUCACACUGACAAUACUCUAUCACAUAGAUGUUGAAGGCUGAUCUGUUGCUUUUAAAACCUGCUAGAGUUAAUAACUGGAACUGUAGUUGCCCCUAGGCAGGCAGUACUGCUAAGAAGCAGUAAUGUGUGCUCCACACUUCAAUUCUCUUGACCCAAAGUCUUUGCAGCCAACAGUUUUUCUGAUAUUGGGGGGUGGUUGGUUGUUUUCCUUGGGAGUGUUUGGGUUUGGUUUUCUUGGGGUAUUUAAGUUAAAUGGGUCAGUAGGUGACUGUUACCUCCUUGAAAGUUGGCACAGCUCUACUUUUUAAGUUUCUUAUUGAAACGCUUACAUCUGAAUCCCAUGAAGUCGUACUGAGCAGCAGCCUGGAAGACUGGUGUCUCCUCUGCGCAGUCAUGGCUGUAAUACGCUGCCUGAAGAACGGGUCUCACAGGGUGCUUCAUAGUUUGUUUUUCCGGGAUUUCCACCCGGAGUUGACAACUGAAGGCAUCUUUUAGGAACGAGAACUAGUGCAGUCCCUGAGUUACUUAGCAACCUGCAGAGUUUGUUACGGCUAAGGACUUAGAACUGGGGCAUCUCCAUCUAGUUAGCGGUAGAUCGUUGUUUGGAAGAGCUGCUAUCCUGUACUUGCCUUACAGAGAUGGCACCGAUGUCUCUUGACAUCAUUUCAUCCAUCAGAGUUUCAGAGGAAAAAAAAAAAAUCGAACCCACCCAGUCUGCGAGCAGCCCGCACCAGCCCUUCAGUUCUGCCGGGACUGCCGGGAAGAGCUGGAGCGGGGCAAAGAUGAGGGAUGGGAGCGGGGCUGAGCUCCUUGUCCUGAAGGACUGGGCGCGGGGCGAAUCGAGAGGAAGCCGUGGCGAUGGGCCGGCCGGCACCCCCCGAGCCCCGGGCGGGCAUCAGUGAGUCCCGCGGCCACGCGUGGGGAGGCGGCGGCGCUUGACCCACGGGAAACGAGGAGCCCUCUAGGUGCGUGUGCUCCCGCCGGCCCUCGCUGUUCCAUGGGCCUUCUGCUCCCCGCGACAGACCUGAUGUGGAGGGAAGCGUUUCUAAUAUGAACUUUCUCCCUGGGAUCUGGUGGUCUCUUCCCCUGGUCUUGGUCUGGGCGACCCCACCGGUCAGCUCCUCAUGGUGGUACAUGGGGGCCGUAGGCUCGUCGCGGGUGAUGUGCGACAACGUGCCGGGGCUUGUGAGCCGGCAGCGGCAGCUGUGCCGGCGGCACCCCGAGGCCAUGCUCUCCAUCGGCCGCGGAGUGGCCGCCUGGACGGCCGAGUGCCAGCACCAGUUCCGCAGGCACCGCUGGGACUGCAACGCCCUGGAGCGGGGGCAGCGCCUGCUCGGCCGCGUUCUGCAGCGCAGUAGUCGGGAAUCUGCUUUUGUGCAUGCCAUCUCCUCCGCUGGAGUUGUUUUUGCCAUCACCAGGGCAUGUAGCCAAGGGGAGCUGAAAUCCUGCUCCUGUGAUCCCAAGAAGAAAGGCUCUGCUAAGGACAGCAAGGGCCAUUUUGACUGGGGGGGCUGCAGCGAUAACAUUGACUAUGGCAUUAAGUUUGCCAGAGCUUUUGUGGAUGCCAAAGAACGGAGAGGAAAAGAUGCAAGGGCGCUGAUGAACCUUCACAACAACAGAGCUGGAAGGAAGGCCGUGAAGCGGUUUUUGAAACAGGAGUGCAAAUGUCACGGUGUGAGUGGAUCAUGCACUCUAAGGACCUGUUGGCUGGCCAUGGCAGACUUUAGGAAAACGGGAGAUUAUCUGUGGAAGAAAUACAAUGGAGCGAUUCAGGUGGUCAUGAAUCAAGAUGGCACGGGUUUCACUGUGGCUAAUAAGAGAUUUAAGAAGCCAACUAAGAAUGACCUGGUAUACUUUGAAAGCUCUCCAGACUACUGUAUCAGGGACAGGGAUGUAGGGUCCCUCGGGACAGCCGGCCGGGUUUGUAACCAGACGUCCCGUGGCAUGGACAGCUGUGAGGUGAUGUGCUGUGGGAGAGGCUACGACACGUCCCGUGUCAGCAGGAUGACAAAGUGCGAGUGCAAGUUCCACUGGUGCUGCGCUGUGCGCUGCCAGGACUGCCUGGAAGUGGUUGAUGUUCACACCUGCAAAGCACCAAAGAGCGCUGGCUGGAUCUCCCGUACAUGAUGCGCAGGCUACUGGUGCUUGAGGACCACAGCUUUUGCCCUCCCUGGUCCACGCAGGGAAUAUGCCCAAGGUCUUCUUUACUUUUACGUCAGUUUUGCCUUUGUCUUUCAUUGCGCAGAAGCUGAUGACUAAUCAAUACAAAUUCUGCAGCAUUUGCUUCCCAUUUCUGCAUGACAGUGCUGCUGCUGAGUUGUCUCUGCAUAAACUGAGGCAGCUCUGGAAGGAUGUACUUCUGGCAGGACUCUUCUGACCGACACUCAACUCUCCUUCAGACUCCUUGUGGCUAUUUGUUCCUGCCAUGAGGAACACAGUGAGAUGCAAAGAUGGGGCAUUUUCUGCAAGGCCACCACCACCAACU